AGUUCCCAAGGAAGUGCUUUCAAGGAAAAGACAAUUUCUUUUUCUUUAAAUUUUGCCAUUGUAUGUUCAAAGUGGGGUUUUCUUCGCGUAUUUGUGGUGUUGUUUUUUCAUGUUCUUUUGGGUUUUGGCCUUCUUCCUUUUUUCCCCCUUUGAAACUGAUGAAAAAAAAAAGUUCCUUUUCUGAGCGCUCUGUGUUCAAUUCAGGAGCUUUGUAAUGGCAGCCUUGCAGACUUUAUUCCUUUUUAUUGAGAUAGAUUUUUAUAAAAGAAAACGAAUCUUAGAACGGUUUUCUUUUUGGUCUCUGUAGUCUCUUUUUUUUCUUUUAUUAUUCAGCAAAAUGGUGAGCUUUUUUUUUUUGGUUUUAUAAGCUGCUGUGGAUCUUGUCUUGAGGGUACUUUGAACAGUUUGAACAUUUUUUCUUAGCUGAAAGAGUGUUUUCCUAGAAAAUGUUUUCCUGAGAAACAACCGAGUCAGCAGUCAAUCUUGUGUUUUGGACCAAGAUAAACAAAAAAGAAAAAAAAAGGUUUGAGUGGCAUUUGAAAUCAUUUUUUCCAUGUUGUUCUUAAUAUUCAACCCCCACGUUUUGUUUUUACAUUUCAUGCCCUCAUUUCACGGCAACAAUGGAGGGAGAAAUCUCACUUGCUAGAUUACAGUAAUGCCCCUUUUGGAGUGUCGAAAUGCAAUCCAUAAAGAAAACAUGAAAAAAAAGGGUACUUUUAUGUAAAUUGUCUGUUUCCAUCCCUGAAGCUGUAGGGUCCCUUGUGACUAUAAUAAUGUCUCAUGGACCAUAAACAAAAGUUGGGUCUUGGGGUAGCAUUGAAUGCGGUAAAGAUGAAGGGUAGCUGUUACUGUCUGGUUAAUUAGUGGAUAACUUAUGCUUUUACCUUUUUCCUUGAAGAUAUUCUUUGGUUUGCCAUAUAUUUUAUGCCCUUGUGGUUUCAUAUAUGUGAUGAUAAGGAGCACUUGGUCUUUCAUAUGAGCUCAUUAAAUCUUGUGUUUUUUUAACCCACAUUUGCAUUGAAUUCUUCUGUCGCUGCUCGUGAUAAUUUUCCGAUCUGUUAUUGCAGGCGUUGUGGGUCAGGGAAGCAUUGAAGUGGUGUAGGAUAAAUAAACUUGUUUUCUUUCAUAACUUUGUGUAGGGAUAAUAUUCUUGAAAUUAUGCAGACACCAAAAUCAAGAAAUGGAUCUUCAGAAGGGCCACAAAGGGUCUCUCAUCGAGCUGUUCGUCAACUCAAACCAACCACACUAGACACUGAGGCUGCCUCGACUCCAAGUUCAACUAGUAGAACUUCGAAAGAGAAAAGCCCUAAAGUUGUUGAGCGUCGUUCACCUAGAAGCCCGGCCUCUGAGAAGAAGCGCCCGAGCAGAAUAUCUGAACUGGAAGUACAGAAUUCACAGCUUCAAGAAGAACUAAAGAAAUCAAAGGAUCAGUUAAGUUCAUCCGAAUCAUGCAGGAAGCAAGUUGAGCAAGAUGCUGAAGAGUCAAAGAAGCAACUGUUGGCCUUGUCUGCAAAGUUCGAGGAGUCCCAAAAGCAGCUACUUGAGCUGUCUGUUUGCAAGGAAACUCAUGUUGUCGAGCUCCAUAAGAUCUCAGAAGAACGGGAUCAAGCAUGGCAGUCAGAGCUCAAAGCUAUACAGAGGCAGCAGUCUCUUGACUCAGCUGCUCUGGUCUCAGCUGUGAAUGAGAUUCAGCGACUUAAGGAUCAGCUUGAAAAGGUGACUGAAUCCGAGGCUGCACAGACCCAGCUAGCAGAAUCAGCUCAUUUGGAGCUUCAGAGCUUGAAAGGAAACCUGGUUGAAACUCAAUCCCUUGUAGAGAACAUGAAGAAACAGCUUAAGGAUAGCCAAGAAUCGGAAGCUCAGGCCCAAGCAGUGGCAAAUGAGACUCUGCUACAACUAGAAGCUGCAAAAAAGACUGUUGAAGCACUUAGGUCAGAAGGCAUGAAGGCCGUUGAAGCUUACAACUCCAUUGCUUUUGACUUAGACCAAUCAAGGAAACGUGUUUAUUCACUUGAAGGACUUGUUCACAAACUGAAGGCAGAAAUGACUGAUUCUGGUGGCAGCCUCUCUAUUGAGUCCGAUGGUUACUGUAUUGCUGUUGAGCAUCAAGCUGGAGAAAGUGAGAAACCCGAGCAAUCUCACCAGCUUGAAGCAGAGAUAUUUUCUUUGAAGUCUGAGGUGGCGUGUUUAAGAUCUGCUCUCGAAACUGCUGAGAUUAAAUGCCAUGAAGAAGAAACCCUAAACACCGAACAGAUAAAGAGUGCGAAUGAACUGGUUGAGCAGAUAAAAUCUGAAGCAAGCUUGAAAGAGGCAGAGUUAUUAGCUGAAUUACAGAAAGCAAACUUCAAUAUUGCUGACUUGAAGGCUAAUCUGAUGGAUAAGGAAACUGAGUUGCAGUGUAUCUCAGAGGAAAAUGAAGAGCUUCACAUGAAACUUGAGAAAAACCUGUCUCGCCAGCGAGAAUUAGAACUUGAAAAAGAGCUAAAGUUACUGAAUGAAGCUAUUGUUGACCUGAAGGCAAAUAUGAUGGACAAAGAGACAGAACUUCAAAACAUAUCGGAAGAGAACGAGAUGCUGAGGCUGGAAAUCAGUAAAAGGGACAUGGACAAAGGUAAAACAAAUGAUAAAGUGGCUGCUGAGCUAGACGAGGCGAGGGUUGCCGAGCGAGAAGCUAUUAUGAAGCUUGGGCUUGCAAUGGAGGAGGCAGAUAAGAAUAACAGGAGAGCUGCCAGGGUGACUGAGCAGCUCGAGGCUGCACAGACUGCCAAUUCAGAAAUGGAAGCAGAGCUGAGAAGGUUAAAGGUGCAAUCUGACCAGUGGCGCAAGGCUGCAGAAGCAGCUGCUUCAAUGCUUUCGGCAGGUAAUAAUGGGAAGUUCAUGGAGAGAACUGGUUCACUUGAUAGCAACUAUAAUCCAGUUAAGGGAAAAGUUGGCUCACCUUAUGCCGAAGAUAGUGAUGAGGAAUUGCUGAAGAAGAAAAAUGGGAACAUGCUGAAAAAGAUUGGGGUGUUGUGGAAGAAGCCACAGAAAUAGGCAACAAUGAGGAAUGCCCUACCAAAGUUGCACUGAUUCCAUGUUUUACUAUCUUAUUAUCUCUCUCUAACACCUUAUUUGGACAGAUACUUGGGUUACUCGAACCAAGAGUCUUCUUGCUGUGUUGUUCACAACCACCACUAUUUUAAAGCUUUGUAGUUAGGUCAUGACGAUGGCUGAACACCGGUGACAGCAUAUUUUCUCUUUUUUCUUUUCUUUUUUUGUUGAUAUAAAAUGUGGGGUGUCAUCACCUUGACAGUGUAAGUUUGGAUUCGGAUUCCAUGGUUGUUCUGUUAAGCUGCUUGCGUAUGGCCUUCACUAAUCAGCUGCCAAGUGCUAACAUGAUUUAUGGUUUGUUUUUACCUUCCUGCCAUAGAUUGGAGCAAUUAUUUAUAGUAUGAGUAUGAAUUUAAUACAAAUAUGAACAUUUUCAAAA
Messenger RNA from Gossypium arboreum, 3469 nucleotides. Its product is annotated as interactor of constitutive active ROPs 3-like. The coding region runs from base 1159 to 3033 and encodes 624 amino acids. The record is from RefSeq and is a predicted model, not a curated record. Lineage: Eukaryota; Viridiplantae; Streptophyta; Magnoliopsida; Malvales; Malvaceae. The transcript is spliced from 3 exons.